AUGACAGUACUCAUCAGCAUGGAGCGCCGGACGCCCGAUCAUUAUGUGAUGAAAAAAGGGAUGAGAGUGGAUGAGGCGACGGAUAUUGAUCACUCCUUCCCCUCGCUUCCAACACCAUCGCCAAUCCCUGCCCACACUUCCCUCGCCACGCUCACCCUGCCCACACUUCCCUCGCCACGCUCAACCUGCCCACACUGCCCUCGCCACACUCACCCUGCCCACACUUCCCUCGCCACACUCACCCUGCCCACACUUCCCUCGCCACACUCAACCUGCCCACACUCCCCUCGCCACGCUCACCCUGCCCACACUCCCCUCGCCACACUCACCCUGCCCACACUUCCCUCGCCACACUCACCCUGCCCACACUUCCCUCGCCACGCUCAACCUGCCCACACUCCCCUCGCCACACUCACCUGCCCACACUCCCCUCGCCACGCUCACCCUGCCCACACUCCCCUCGCCACACUCACCCUGCCCACACUUCCCUCGCCACACUCACCCUGCCCACACUUCCCUCGCCACGCUCAACCUGCCCACACUCCCCCUCGCCACACUCAACCUGCCCACACUUCCCUCGCCACACUCACCCUGCCCCACACUUCCCUUCGCCACGCUCACCCUGCCCACACUUCCCUCGCCACACUCAACCUGCCCACACUUCCCUCGCCACGCUCACCCUGCCCACACUUCCCUCGCCACACUCACCCUGCCCACACUUCCCUCGCCACACUCACCCUGCCCACACUUCCCUUCGCCACGCUCACCCUGCCCACACUUCCCUCGCCACACUCAACCUGCCCACACUUCCCUCGCCACGCUCACCCUGCCCACACUUCCCUCGCCACACUCACCCUGCCCACACUUCCCUCGCCACACUCACCCUGCCCACACUUCCCUCAAUAUGAUGAUAGCAUCUGUUGUAGUUAA
Penaeus indicus is the source of this 930-nucleotide messenger RNA. RefSeq lists its product as uncharacterized. The coding region runs from base 1 to 930 and encodes 309 amino acids. The record is from RefSeq and is a predicted model, not a curated record. Lineage: Eukaryota; Metazoa; Arthropoda; Malacostraca; Decapoda; Penaeidae. The transcript is spliced from 2 exons.